GAGCGGGAGAGAGAGAGGGAGCUGAGAGAGACACACGAGAGCUGCCUGUCUCACAAGUGCCUGCACUGCAGCUUCCUGUUCUCCAACCUGCACACCAUGCAGAGGCACAUGAGCGCCAAGCACCCCCUGCUGAAGAGAGGGGGCCCCCUCCCCGAGCCCCUGGGGCAGCCAGCGCUGAAGCAGGCCUGCCUGGAAGAGGGGGAGGUGCUGACUGUGAGGAUCAAAGAGGAGGAGGAGAGCCAGACCUCUGGAGCCUUCAGCGACUGGGGUUCGAGCGAGCACCCCCUGCAGGAGGAGGAGGAGGAGGAGGAAGAGGAGGAGGAGGACCGCCCCUUCGUGUGUCACGUGUGCUCCCUGCCCUUCCCCUCCCCUCGGGCCCUGCUGGCUCACCAGCCCUCGCACCUGGACCCGCGCCCCUUCAAGUGCCCCAUCUGUGGAGACGGCUUCGAGCAGCCGGCUGCCCUGGCCAGCCACGAGCGCCGGCACCUGCGCCAGUCCCGCUAUGUGUGCUGCGACUGCGCCAUGGUGUGCGCCAGCCUGCCGGAGCUGCUGACCCAUCGCCGGCUGCACACGGAGGAGCGGCCCUACAGCUGCCAGCACUGCGGCCGCACCUUCAAGAGAGCAUCAGGACUGCAGAGGCACAAGAGCGUGCACCGGGGCGGGGCCGGGGCAGGGCUGGGGCUGGGGGCGGGGCAGAGACAUGCACACACAGCCAUAGUAGCAACAGAAGACAAGCAUGGUGAGUCUCGCACACACACUGAGACAUGUGUGACUCUGUGUUACACACUGAUAGUUUGA
This is a messenger RNA of Polyodon spathula (Mississippi paddlefish), 798 nucleotides long. RefSeq names its product zinc finger protein 358-like. Lineage: Eukaryota; Metazoa; Chordata; Actinopteri; Acipenseriformes; Polyodontidae. The record is from RefSeq and is a predicted model, not a curated record. Gene Ontology annotation, molecular function: RNA polymerase II transcription regulatory region sequence-specific DNA binding; DNA-binding transcription factor activity, RNA polymerase II-specific. The transcript is spliced from 3 exons. Gene Ontology annotation, cellular component: nucleus. The coding region runs from base 97 to 798 and encodes 233 amino acids. Gene Ontology annotation, biological process: regulation of transcription by RNA polymerase II.